This is a messenger RNA of Danaus plexippus (monarch butterfly), 3110 nucleotides long. RefSeq lists its product as uncharacterized. Bases 420 to 2609 code for a protein of 729 amino acids. The record is from RefSeq and is a predicted model, not a curated record. Gene Ontology annotation, molecular function: protein binding. Lineage: Eukaryota; Metazoa; Arthropoda; Insecta; Lepidoptera; Nymphalidae. The transcript is spliced from 16 exons.
GCGUCGCUGGGAGAGAACGUGUUUUAAAAUACGGAUUACGCACGACGAAAAUUUUAUUCCCAUCGAAACUUUUUAGUGAUUAAUUUGUGAAUAGUGAAGUGAAACUUGGUUGUGUGCCUGCCAAUUAUUUGGGAUGAAAAUAGCCUUAAUAUUUCACUCGUGUCGUCGGAUUUUAGUAAAUAUCUCCGUAACUACACUCGGAAUAUAAAACAGAUACAACAACGAAGGAAGAUAAAUCCAAGGAUACCAGAGUUGAUGUGAAAUUUUCAAAGACAUUGUCACCGUUACAAUACAUGUGAAGACAUAAAUAGCUCGGGUUAUAAAUGGGAGUGGUUUUACGGUGUGUUUGAAAAGUGGUAGUGAUGUGUUGAUGUCAACUUCACUGAUGCGGGGUAACGGCUUUACCGGCCGGCAGGUCAAUGACAUCGCCGGCAGUUUUAUUGUGUUACGUACUUGUUUGUUCAACGUGCGGGCUAGCGUUGGAUCAGACAGUUGAUAACAAAAUAUCUAAAAGGCGAAGCAUUAUGGAACCAAUGCAUGGAUUAGUUAAGAAAGCUGUUAAUAAUAUAGAUCUUAUCGAAACUAGGACCAAUGUACAUAAUAAUAUUGUAAAUAGUAUAGAAAAUUUAAAAUAUGAGACAGGUGAAUACGGCACAAGAGCAAAUUCUAUCGAUGAGGUCGUCAAAUUUGAUGAUAUUUAUACGGAACAAGAUGAGAUAUUCAAUACAAACGUACACGGUGAUUACGUAGAUAAAUUAAGAAAGAAGAACACAAUCAAGGAUUUUACAAUAGAUUUUAUACCAAAAAAACGUGUCAAGAGAGACGAUGAGCAAGAUAUGAAAUGCGAGAGUUUUAAUUUUGACAAAAACAAAAAGUAUAUAACACAUCCGCAUGAUGGGGAAAAUAAGAAAAAAUAUUAUUAUAGCCACAUGGAUUGCGUGACAGUCAUAAGUGGGGCUGAGGGUGAAGUGGUUCAGUUGACGUUUGUGGACAUGUUCCACAUAGAAUAUCACCCAGAAUGUAGCUAUGACUAUUUAGAGAUACGCGAUGGUAAAAGAGGUUACGCGAAACUUCUUGGUAAAGUUUGUGGGGAAGCCUUCCCUCGUACAUAUACCACAACUGGACCUCAUGCUUGGCUGAAGUUUCACUCUGAUGAUACCAUUGAAUAUGAGGGUUUCCGCAUUGAUAUUAAGUUCAUACGUACUCCAACCAGUUAUAGCAUACCGGAUUCCUGUUACAAGGAACUACCGAAAGGUAGCAGGCAUGCGAUCAUAGUAUCAAAUGAUAUUGAUAAGGACUGUAGCGCCAGAACUGUUGACCAGGAUCUAGAUUUUCUAUGGAAUUUCACAGCACCUCUUGGUCACAAGAUUUAUCUGAAUUUCACACAGUAUACGUUGGCAAAACCCAAUGAGUGUGAGCACAAUUUUGUUGAAAUCUUUGGACAUGUAUUGGAAUCAGACGCCAGACUUGUUUUGUACUGCGGUUCUGUUGCAAACCCUGUAACCUCGAAAGGUAUUGAAGGUAUUAAAGAUGGUGAUGACAAAGGAAACAUAAUGUUUGUACGAUUGUACACGUCAAAAGUAGGAAAAUCAUCCUUUUUUAAUGCCAGCUUCAUAGCUUACAGAACUUUGGACACUACCAAGGAUGGAGAUAAAUGUGACGAAGAGACUGAAUUCGACUGUGAAGAUAAUACAUGUAUCGAUAAAAGUUUAAAAUGUGACAAUACUGCCCAGUGCAGAUUAAAAGCUGACGAAGAAAAAGAUAGAUGCUCAAGUCCAGCCGAUUCCAUGAUUGAUCAAACUCACAUCAAAGUGAUUCUCAUCAUUUUCUGUCUCAUUUUGUCGGGAAUGACUUUUGUAUUUUUCUUUAAAUGCAUCAAAAAGUUGUACGAAGAUCAUAAGAUAAUUAAAGAACAUAUACGCCAAUCUUGCGAGGACCGUUUGGAUAUGGUGAGCAGCCGUCUAACCCUGGAUGCCAAGCGGCUUCAGCGAGACAGCGAGCCGCGGGCAAGCCUAGAAAGGGAUAACCAAACAAACGAGAUGUUCAAGCAGCAAAGAAAGUUUUCGCAACAAAAAAUCCGGCCUACCAGCAUAGAUUCUGACUACAUCCAGGAAACGCAACUGGACCUUGAUGACGAUGAACCCUGGCGACGAGAAGUAGAGAGCAUUCCUGUUGAGCAAGAAAACGUUAGGAUCGAACGGAAUGGAAGAAGCAGACGCAGUGAGAGCAAGAAGGAAGAAUCUAUAAAAAGUAAAAAAGAAAGCGUCGAGAAGAAACAGAUACGAGAUGUUUCGGUUGGCGCUCCGGACACCAAAGAAUCGGGGUGUCAAACAAGAGAGAGCCUUUUUCAAACAGAUCCAGCAAUUAGUUCUGAUGGUUCCGGUACAACGAACAGCCGUGGGUUUUCAACUUUUGGCUAUUCUGGUGCCACAAUAGCCAGGCCUUCGCCACCACAAACCAACACCUCGCAAAUCACAAUUGAAUUACUGCGACAGGCCACAGAAAAAGAAGAGAAAUCACAAAAAAAAUAUCCCGAUCGGAGACCGAUGAGCACAGAGACGACCCGAUCCGCCCCUGACGUAAUCAUCGUCUCUAAACCGAUUCGCUGAGAAUGACCUCCGGGGCCUCCGUGGGGCAAUUCGCCCUGCGAGGCCCCAUGGCCCUGCGAGGCCCCUGAGGAACCACGAACUUGCCCCGAAGGUUCCUACCAACCUAACACAUGUUACGACCUAUCAAAGAGUGUCUCAUUUGAAUCCUGUGGUGGUUAUUACAGUCAGCAUUUUGACGAAGGACCAAAACUUUUAUACGAUUAUUGUCUCAAAAGUGAUUUUAAAGCCAAAACACUGCCAAGAAACAUAGGGUCAUCGGUAGAUUAUAAGAAGGUGCAUCCGCAGAGGAGCGUAUGCUUUUAUGGUGUAGAGUCGCCCACUAGGUGUAAAAAGACAUUUUUAGUUCACGCGGACAUCGAGCCUCCAAGAUAACGAAGAUAUGAAAAUGCAGAUUUAUUGAAUUAAUAUAAAUGAUCAUUAACUUUUUAUUAUUUUUAUUUUUUUGUUAUUACAUUUGGAUAAAUUAUAUAAUAUAUGAAUAAAAGAAUAAUUUUAAAAGCA